GACUGGGCGUUUGCGAUUAUUUUUGUGCCUCUUUUCUUCAUCCGGACGAUGAUCAUUCACAAUCGGAUCGACCCUAGCUGGCUAGUGGUCUCUCCAAUUGGGGCCUUGUUUCGAUGAGGCUUUUGAUUGUCUCCUCUAUCUUCUUCUCUCGGGGUCUGAGGGGUGGUUGCCAAAAUCCGACCCUUUUAAGGAUCCGAACGACCAAAGGAUCAAAUGGCGGUGGGCGUGAUGUUAGGCCAGGUGGCCAUCCGCCUAAUGUGAGGCGUCUCGAUGAUCGGACUGACUCUUCCCACUGUCCACUCGGCGGAUUUGGCCUCGAUUGCUCUUUACCUGUUCUUUUUCAAUUCUUUUAUUUUCCAGCACGUUUCACCUUUGUCCCCCUAUCACCAACACCUGGAGUCUUUUUUCAUCCGAGCGAUGGGAGAGCCAUUGGAGCCUACUGCCGCUUCAGUAAGACAGGUCUAUCCAUAUACUAGAGAAAUCCCCCACCCUGCACCAUCUUUCCAAAAACCACUCGAAAAAAAGCAUCCAUUUCCCUUAUUCGUUGAACAGAAAAUGCCUCGAGCAGAGGCGAAUUAAGUGUCUCUAAUACUGAGCCCCGUGUUUGAUACCCCCUUAUGCCCCCUCCCCCUCCUCCCCCUCCCCCCUAUCCCCGGUUCUUAUUCUUGUUUCGGUCCGUCGCUCUUUAUCCCCUCCUCCACUGGAC
Messenger RNA from Aspergillus aculeatinus CBS 121060, 706 nucleotides. RefSeq lists its product as uncharacterized. The transcript has a single exon. The record is from RefSeq and is a predicted model, not a curated record. Bases 114 to 476 code for a protein of 120 amino acids. Lineage: Eukaryota; Fungi; Ascomycota; Eurotiomycetes; Eurotiales; Aspergillaceae.